Molecule: messenger RNA, 489 nt
Organism: Dioscorea cayenensis subsp. rotundata (Guinea yam)
Lineage: Eukaryota; Viridiplantae; Streptophyta; Magnoliopsida; Dioscoreales; Dioscoreaceae
Product: ubiquitin domain-containing protein 7SL RNA1-like
Exons: 2
Coding region: 1-489 (162 amino acids)
Biological process (GO): proteasome-mediated ubiquitin-dependent protein catabolic process
Cellular component (GO): cytosol; nucleoplasm
Molecular function (GO): ubiquitin binding; polyubiquitin modification-dependent protein binding; proteasome binding
Source: RefSeq, a predicted model, not a curated record
AUGGACGUGAUAAUCGAGAGCAAGAAAGAUGGGGAGAGCUUUCAGUUCGAGUUAGAGAUCUGGUUUUUCUCCACAGUACUGGAGAUCAAGGAGAAGAUUCACAAGUACCAUGGCGUGCCAGUGGACAAGCAAACACUCUACAUCCAUGGAGCCGCCAUGGAGAAUGAUCGAGACACGGUGUAUUACGAAGUGCUCCAAGGAUCCAAGAUAAAGCUCGUCGUCGAUGAAGAAGCCGAACAAGAACACUUGGAGGAUGGGGAUGAGAUUAUGGAUCAACAGAGAACUUUGAAGAAGUAUGGGGUUGCAAAGGGAAUGAAGGUGAUUGUGGUCAUGAGGAGGCAUGCGGCGGAGGCUGCAGCAGGGAAGAAAAUGACUGUGAUGGUGUUGGUGAGGUGGACAUCAAUAAGUAAGAUAGGGAUGGAGGUGAAUGUGAUGAAGAAUGUGAGGGAGUUAAGGAAAGUGUUGGAAAGGUUGGAGAGUUUGGGCUGA